CCGCAGCAGGUUCCCCAGGGUCGCCGGGAUCUUAAGCCAUUCUCCCAGCCCUGUUCACUUCCGCACUGUGACAGAUUCCCGUCGGCAGCAGAUUCGCCUCACACAGCGGGCACCUCCGGGCAGCGGGUCCCCCUCGGCGCAGCGUCCCCUGCAGUGUUGCAAGGGUCCUCUCCAGCAGAUCCCCGCCGGCCCCAGGUCCCCUUGAGCCGUCCUCAGUCACGGGUCUGCCUCCGCCGCGGGUUCUCGGCCCCGGAUCCCCCUCAGCAGCAGAUUCGCCUCCCGCUCCGCAUGCUCCGCCUCCCGACUCCGCCCUCCUGGGCUCUCGGAGGGUGUCGGGGCGUGCGCCGCGGUCGGCGCUGGCGGGCGAGCCGGUCUCAUGGCGGCCGGGCCGCCGUCCCCGGGGUCCUCCGUGUCGGCGGCCGCUUACCCCGACUCACCCGUGGAGCUCCCGGCUCGUCUGCAGGCCGGCGCCAUGCGGCGGCGCUUCUGGGGCGUGCUCAACUGUCUGUACGCCGGCGCCUUCGGGGCCCUGGCCGCCGCCGCCGCCAAGCUGGCCUUCGGCAGCCAGGUGAACAUUGGCUUGCGGGCCUUAGGCCUUAUCGCCAUGGCAAGCACCAAUUCUCUGAUGUGGACCAUGUUUAGCCGGGGCCUCAGCUUCUCCAUGUCUUCGGCCGCUGCAUCUGUCACAGUGACUUUUUCGAACAUACUCAGUUCGGGUGGCCUGGGAGUGCGGCCUUUGACUAUCAGCCACAGGGAGAUGCCAGACCAACCACAGGCCCCUGACCACCUCACCGCCUGGAGGGUUGGAGCAUUGGCCCCUGUAAGAGGCAGAUAACCGCCACAGCACAGGCCCUUCCGCGCUGGCACAGUGCUUUGAUUCUCGUGCUCCGGGGCUGCCUCAGUGAAUCCUGGAAGACUGUGAUCUUGGCCAGCAACAUGUCAAGUACCUGAGAAGCGUUGUGGUUAUGGUUCUCCUGCCUGGCCAUGGCCCUUCAUAUACCCCAGAGUCGGUGGCUGAUGGGGUGGGGGGGUUUCCUGAAGAGACAAACAAGCAACAUGUGUACUGUGUCAGGUAGUCUGUCACGUCUAUGAAUUCACAGCUUGGGCUAAUAAAUGCUUAUUUGUAAGUUAAA
Molecule: messenger RNA, 1133 nt
Organism: Mesocricetus auratus (golden hamster)
Lineage: Eukaryota; Metazoa; Chordata; Mammalia; Rodentia; Cricetidae
Gene: Tmem42
Product: transmembrane protein 42
Exons: 3
Coding region: 377-835 (152 amino acids)
Source: RefSeq, a predicted model, not a curated record